Molecule: messenger RNA, 897 nt
Organism: Fonsecaea monophora
Lineage: Eukaryota; Fungi; Ascomycota; Eurotiomycetes; Chaetothyriales; Herpotrichiellaceae
Exons: 4
Coding region: 1-897 (298 amino acids)
Cellular component (GO): cytoplasm
Molecular function (GO): oxidoreductase activity, acting on the CH-OH group of donors, NAD or NADP as acceptor
Source: RefSeq, a predicted model, not a curated record
AUGUCCGUCGGAGAAUUCCCCGUCAAAGGGAAGAUUGUGGUCGUCACGGGCGGCGGAUCAGGUAUCUGUCUGGCCUUUGUCAAACUCGCCGUGCAGCAGGGCGCUCAAGUCCUGAUCGGCGACCUGAAGCUCGGCCCCGAAGCCGCAGCUUUCGCGACGAGUGCGGGACCCGACGUCGUCAAGUUCGUCAAGUGCGACGUGACGGACUGGCGGGACCUGGAGAACUUGAUCGUCGUGUCUGAGAGGGAGUUUGGCGACGUCCCGGACGUCUAUGUCCCUGGUGCGGGCGUGUUUGAACCGUACGCCCAGCUCGACAUCAACCUCGCCCACCCCAUCAAGCUGACCCGCCUCGCCAUCCGCGCCCUCGUCGGCCGGAACAAAAAGGGCGUCGUGUGCUGCAUCGCCAGCAUCGGCGGCCUGGACGGACAGUACGCCGCCACGUUGUACUCGGCGUGUAAGCACGGCGUUGUGGGCCUGGUCAAGAGUCUGGGGGACGCCGAUCCCGAGGAGGGCGUCAAGGUCGUGGGGAUUUGUCCUGGCGAAACCGAUACUGACGACUCCCCCACCCCCCACCAUUUUAGAGCCGUCUGGACUCCCCUCUGGACCGACCGCCCCGAGAAGAUGGAACAGUACAGCGUCGCCUCGGACCUGUCCCAGACCCCCGAAGAAGUGGCCCAAUUGAUGCUGGACCUCGUCCAGGACGCCAAAUACACCGGCGGCACCGUCCUCCGGUGUGACAAGACGCGCGCCGACGUGGUGUAUCGGGGCGUGACUGAGUCGUCGGCCGCGACGAGCGGCGGCUUGAGGGGGAAGCUGAUCAAGGGCAGUUAUGACUUUGUGAGGCGGAUCCUUCGGGAUGAGCGAGAAGGUGGCAAGAAGAGGACUUCGCAGCUCUAG